AAAAACAAUGAAAAUGAGUUUUCAAGACUGUCUAUAUGAUUUAGAAACACAAAUAAUAUUGUCCCUGGAUUCUUUUUAAUACAUCACUGUAUAGCUGUUCUAUAAGUAACUUUUCUAUUGGAUGCUAAGAAAAUUUACUCUGUAAAAGAAUAUUGUGGCAAAUCUUUAAGGAAUUUCAUUUGCUUGCCCGUAAGUUGCAGCUCUAGAGAACAAAAAAAAAAUGCUUCUGUUUGUCAAGGUCAGGUAGACAAUCGCUAAGAGAUGCUAAGAGGACAUCCUGUGUAUGAAAAAUCUCUACGGCAAACAGAAAGAAUCCCAAAGGUAUUUUCUUGAAACCCUGGUAUCUUGAAGGAAGUGUUGAUUCUUUUGGAUCCAACUUGUGAAAUACUCCUAUGUUCACUGUGACAUUUUUUUAAUGGAUCAAGGAAACCCUUAGGUGGAUUCCAGAUUCUAUUUUUAAUUAGGUUUGAACCGUGUUCUUAUUUGCUUUAGAUGUUUGCAGUGUGGAUCACUACUCUUUUUCUUCUUGACGCAGCCAGAGGAAGGGAAGUUUGCUAUGAGAGGGUUGGAUGCUUUACAGAUAAUCCCCCUUGGUCUGGGAUCCCAGGGAGACAAUUGGCAGGCGUGCCCAGCUCUCCAGAAGAUGUGAACACCAAGUUCCUUCUUUACACUAGAGACAACAGCAUGAUACAUCAAAAAAUUUCUGCUACAAACCCAUUGACUAUUAAAGCUUCAAACUUUCGCGCGCACAGGAAAACUUGCUUCAUUAUACAUGGGCAUCUUGGUGGAGCAGAUCUGCCCUGGAUCACAAAUAUGUGCAGGCUCAUGUUUCACAUUGAGGACGUGAACUGCAUUUUGACCGACUGGACGGGUGGUUCUAGUGGUUUGUACACUGAUGCCGUUAACAACGUCCGCAUUGUGGGGGCUGAGCUGGUCUAUCUGGUGAACUUUCUUGAGAAAGACUAUGGCUACUCUCCUGCCAACAUUCAUUUCAUCGGCCAUAGUCUCGGCGCACACGCCGCAGGGGAGGCAGGAAGGAGGAAACCCGGCAUUGGAAGAAUAACAGGUUUGGAUCCAGCUGGGCCCCUUUUCCAGUAUACUCCAACAAUGGUUCGGCUGGAUCCUUCAGAUGCAAAAUUCGUGGAUAUAAUUCAUACUCAUGCUGGUCAUUUGUUCUUUGACUUCGCUCCAGGGAUUCUUCAGACUUGUGGCCACCUGGAUUUUUACCCAAAUGGUGGGAAGAAAAUGCCAGGAUGCAUGCAGCUUCGUAUCCCUCCUGCAACUCGGAAUAUCAAUGACCUUAUGAGAGCAUAUAGAACUUUUGGAUGUGGACAUAAAAGAAGUCUCCGAUAUUAUGCUGAGAGUAUUAUCACUCCCGAUGGAUUUGUUGGGUACCGGUGUGAAACAUACCGAGAUUUCAUAUUGGGAGAAUGCUUCCCAUGUCCAAAGGAAGGAUGCCCACUGAUGGGGCAUCAUGCUGAUAAGUUUUUACAUAAAACUGAAAAAGAACAGCAAAAGGUUUAUUUAAACACAGGAGCCUCCUUUCCAUUUGCUCGCUGGCGAAAAGAAAUACGUGUCAGACUAUCUGCAGCGGAAACCAUAAAGGGAAAAAUAGAUAUAGCCUUGACUGGAACUAAUGGGAUUAGGAAACCCUAUACAAUUGACAAGGGCACAUUUAAACCAGGCAACACAUACUUGAACUACAUCGAUACAGAAAUCUCUGGGAACGUUUCAAAAGCUGAGUUUCUCUGGAAUAAGCAUCUAGGCCAUGUGCACCGAGCCUGCAUGGGAGCUGAAGAAGUCACAAUAAUAUCUGGGGAAAAUGGAAACGUGUCUGCGUUCUGCGGCUGCGGAACCGUGCCAGCCGGCACGUGGCAAACCCUGGCGCCUUGCUGAAGCUCCGCGAGGAACGCUGUGGUUGCCCACUCUGGUAACCCUCAUGGCCUGGAAGAGGACACUUCUUCAGUCAGCAGCAAACUUUCACAAGACUCCUUCAAUAGAUUAUGAAAAACUUGGGCCAGUCCACUACGAAAGCUCUGUUUCCAUAUUAGUGUGGCCGGCUUUUAUCCACUCUUCUGUGAAUCCCAGUUACAAUGACAGCUGACAGUAUUGUACCAGGAUCGCACGCGCGUAAAAAUAAUCCCGGUCAAUUCCA
Cuculus canorus (common cuckoo) is the source of this 2155-nucleotide messenger RNA. RefSeq names its product pancreatic lipase-related protein 2. Gene Ontology annotation, biological process: lipid metabolic process. The coding region runs from base 493 to 1896 and encodes 467 amino acids. The record is from RefSeq and is a predicted model, not a curated record. The transcript is spliced from 12 exons. NCBI's taxonomy places the organism in Eukaryota, Metazoa, Chordata, Aves, Cuculiformes, Cuculidae. Gene Ontology annotation, molecular function: triacylglycerol lipase activity; protein binding.